AUGGCUUCGCUCGACGAGACUUUUGGUAAACUGUGUCUUUUUGCUAUUUAUUUUGUCUGUGUCUUCAGCCACUCAGAAGACGAUCACUGCGGACGAAACCCUUACGUGUCGGAGUGCAGUGUCGACUCUGUCGGAGAUCUGAGCCGCGAUGAAAUGUUCGCAAGAGGCCACAUGAAGCCUUUCGGUGCUCAUCGACCACCCGACGGUUACGUAGAAGAAGUGCCUUACAUGAUCGCAUCGGAAGACUUUUACCAGCAUUUCGUCUCUAAGCACAGACCUAUACUCUUUAAAGGUGUCGCUAAAGACUGGAUGGCUUAUCAACUAUGGUCCGACUCGUACCUGCGCCAAACGUACGGCGACAUGAAGUUCAAAAUGGAGACCAAAGAUGACGACAAGGAAGUUUUUCUCUCCCGACAAAAAUUAGGAACCUUUCUUGACAAGUACACCACCUCAAAUUUAUACUUGGUUGACGAGUUACCUCCCGAAAUGCGACAUGACGUAAUAAUGCCACUGUGCCUUAGAUGUGAAGAAAUCAGCAGCAAGUUUUUUGUAACUUAUUUUUGGAUGAGUAGUGGAGGAACGAACUCUUCCGUCCACGAAGACACGGACGAGAAUUUGUUGUGUGUAAUCAGAGGAUCAAAGAGAGCGAUUCUAGUGUCUCCGAUUUACUCACAUGACCUUUAUGCAGAUGAUGCCAAUACAUUGGGAUUCUCCCCUGUUCCUGCUGAUGUUGUGGAUCUCCAUAAAUUCCCCAAUGUAAUGAAUGUGCGAUAUAUUGUGGCAGAAAUGGAAGAGGGUGACAUGCUAUAUUUACCACAGAUGUGGUGGCACCAGAUUAAUUCUGGUGAAGGUAGACAACAAGCUAUAGCGAUGUGGUGGAAAUCAAAACCUGGGUGGAAAACAAAAGAUAAGCUAGCUGUGCCAAGAGAUCCAGAACAAGCAAAGAUUGAUUUGGGUAGCAAAGACAGGAAGUACUCAUUUAGUAGUGUACUGUCGUAUUAUGAGAGAUGGAUACAGAACACAUCAGAUUUAAUACCGAGACCUAAAUGUGAAUCUCAGUAUAAAACAAUGGCUGAUUAUCACUUUGAAUCUGAUAACUAUGAAACAGAACAAAAUAUAGGAGUUGAAAAUGAUGAGGAAGAGCAUAUUGACCACAUGUGUGAGUUUGAUCAAGACAAUCCCCACAGUCCAUGUGAGACGUGUUUUGAUGAGGAAGAACCGGACUGCAUGAAGAUAAUACUUGAAUACUGCUCCAAAUACAACGACAGAGGUUGCGUCAUCAUGCUACCCCAAAUUAUGAAUCGAUUGUCUCAGAAGGAAUAUCGCAGAAUACUCAAAGAUAUACAAAACUAA
Molecule: messenger RNA, 1353 nt
Organism: Saccoglossus kowalevskii
Lineage: Eukaryota; Metazoa; Hemichordata; Enteropneusta; Harrimaniidae
Product: bifunctional peptidase and arginyl-hydroxylase JMJD5-like
Source: RefSeq, a predicted model, not a curated record